GAGUAGGACAUCAUUCAAGGUAUAUAAAUAUUCUUCCCGUUAUCAUAAUAAACGUUACACCGUUCACUGUAACAACAUGAAGCUUCCGGCUGCAAACGUCAAGGAGAGAAUUUUAACACGGAGAAGGAUUUCAGAAAAUGUUUGUGAUACAACAGAUUCGCGGUGAGCUGGAAGGUAUGAUAAGGCGUUCUAAUCUAUAUAGAGUGACUGAAGAGGUAAGUAUGUUCUAAAAUUAAAACCCACUUCAUCCACCCACCGAGAAGAAAAGUCCGGAGAUCCGUAAUUCAUAGACAUCCCGUUACACAUCAUUAAUGAAGGCGUGAGGCACUCCACGUACAUGAUGGUCAAAAUAAACCCACAAGACAAAGAUGGGAAGAUUUAUAUACAUGAAGUCCACACCACACAGACCUCAGUUUUCAGACCUGGCGAUGAGCUCGUGGCAUUAGACAGUGAGCUUAUUAACGACUUCACCGUUGAAAAUAUACAAGGACUCUUCUCUUUUGAAACGGACGCAAGUGAACAGCGAGUUAAGAAUGUGACGAUAAAACGAACAGAGGAUUUGGAGAAUGGAGCAGCAGGAGAAACAGAGGAGCUUGACGUGGAGGUUGCCAUCGUGACAGACAUGAUUUCCAUAAGAACCAAUGAACAUGCUAGGUGGACACGUGUACGAUUCCCAAGACCACAAAGGCAGCGGCAUCAAAAGCGGAGGGUACAGUGGGUGAAAACGAAGCGUGGCGGAGUACAACAAGUGUUCAUUCAAACAAACAAUAGCAAAUACCUGACGGUCCGGAAUGGUGGCAUCGUGGGAGACAAUUUGGGUACAGACAACAUGGACGAUUUUACAUUCCAUUUGGAGCCAAUGGUAGCAGCUUACUCAAAGGCCCUUCGACGUUCCAAAGUCGUCAUAUGCUGUAAGAUUCGUUGGAAAUCCUUCUGGGUCAAAACGGUAGAGGGCAGUGAUGGGGAACUCGGAAUGGAACUGAGUGACGAUGACACUGACGAUCAUCUAGCUGUGUUCAAACGUCGGGUGAAGUCUGACGGACGGUUCGGAACUGGAUUCGAGUGCCUUUUGUUCAAAAAUGUUUACCUCCAGUAUAUUCCCCAACAAAACAAAGUGGAUAUUAAGCCGUACAAUCCUCGAGGAGACUUCGGCACAACUCUUAGAUUUGUUCCUGCGUCUACUCUCUUCCGAGUGAUAUCAGUUAAAACGUCUUCCACUUCGAAUCUCCUUUAUUCGCCGAACGACACAUCACCGAGGUUCAGUGCACACAUAGACGAGUUUGAAGCCGCCGAAGGAACAACUGGUUGUUGUUCCAAGUGUUUCGGCUUCUUCAAACAUCACAAAUCUCGUUCGGACAGAAACGAAUCUAUAAGCAGUUAUCCCACAAUACCUUCAACAGACAUAGCGAGUAGGGCAGACACAGAAGGUCCAACAAAUUGACAUGUUCGUAUAUAUAUAUAUAUAUAUAUAUAUAUAUAUACAUGACUUUUUAAAUUUAUUAUAUUUUUGGUGUGUUAGUAAUUUGUAUAAUUGUAACCUUGCUAAAGGAAAUCGACCUCGUUGAUACAUCUGAUUGACUUCUUUUCAACUGAUGUUAAAGGUGAUGGCAUGGUAGAUCUACGUUAUCCGUUGCAAUGUUCAUUCUUUUUUGUCUCGCAGUGCGUGUUUAUUAAACGAAACUACCUGCGCAUUGAAUAAACCCUAUAAACUAUAAAAAUAGUUCCGCGCUGUUUUGACAUUAUGACGAAAAAAAAGGUAUCAGCAUUUAUCUAAAAUGAUAUUUGAAAGAAAAACGAACGUUGUUUGUAGCAAGCAAAGCUGUAGAUAUGUAUUCCUUUUUUGCCAAGAUAUCAAAAUUAAACAUUAAGUGUGUAUCGUCAUUUUGACCAACCAGAAAUGGGCAUUUAAGUUACAUUCCAUACGUUUUUUUAUAUGUAUUAUUUAUAAACUUAACUCGUAACUUUCAAUCCAUGUAUAUUUCAAGAGGAUAUUUCACAUUUACAUAUCAUGACAAAUCCGGAUUUCUUCUUCACGUGAUUUCAACAGCUCACCUUUCCGUAUCUUUUCCCGAUGAUAUUUAUUAAACAAUUGUUGGCAUGAUUCUUUAAAACGCAAACAACUCAACGCUUAGUGCGCAAAUUUAAAUGUUACGAAAAAGGAAUUAUCGAGCAAUCAUCACAUCGUCGAAAAAUAUAAGAAAUCCACAAUUUAUUCGCACUAUCUAUUUAUGGGCAAUAGUUUCCAUCUUCUCUACGUGGCAUUAACGUAUUGUUAUGUAUGAUACCUAGGGUCAUUACAUAUUGUGUACAUAUUCAUUGAUUGGAUGUGCUAACUGUUAUUUAUUUAUGUUACCUAGGGUCAUUACACAUUGUGUACAUUUUCAUUGUUUGGAUGUGCUAACUGUUGUUUAUUUAUGUUACCUAGGGUCAUUACAUAUUGUGUACAUUUUCAUUGUUUGGAUGUGCUAACUGAUGUUUAUUAAUGAUACCUAGGUUCAUAACAUGUUGUUAAUAUAUGGGUUACAGUGAUAAGAUGUAGUAGCUGUUGUUUAUUUAACUCGAGUAAGCUAAUUUUCAAAUUUCAAUUAAACAUUAGGUUUAGGCAACAAAA
Messenger RNA from Mizuhopecten yessoensis (Yesso scallop), 2611 nucleotides. RefSeq lists its product as uncharacterized. The transcript is spliced from 7 exons. NCBI's taxonomy places the organism in Eukaryota, Metazoa, Mollusca, Bivalvia, Pectinida, Pectinidae. The coding region runs from base 338 to 1441 and encodes 367 amino acids. The record is from RefSeq and is a predicted model, not a curated record.